AUGAAGGCCGACGAGAGCAAGCAGCGAGUUGAACGUGGCAAAAAAAAACUACUCCGGAAUGCCGAGCGUGUGGCUGCAGUAACGCCGGUCUAUCUGACUGUGGUGCUCGAGUAUCUGAUGGCUGAAAUCCUGGAGCUGGCCAGCAACGCGGCCCAGGACAACAAGAAGACCCGCAUUAUCUCCAGGCACCUUCAGCUGGCCGUGUGCAACGACGACGGGCUUAACAAGCUGCUGAGAAGGGUGACCAUCGCUCAGGGCAGUGUGCUGCAUAAUAUCCAGGCCGUGCUGCUCCACAAAAAAACCACCACUAGAGGCGCCACUAAAAAGUGA
Molecule: messenger RNA, 330 nt
Organism: Hemiscyllium ocellatum (epaulette shark)
Lineage: Eukaryota; Metazoa; Chordata; Chondrichthyes; Orectolobiformes; Hemiscylliidae
Product: histone H2A.J-like
Exons: 2
Coding region: 1-330 (109 amino acids)
Cellular component (GO): nucleosome
Molecular function (GO): protein heterodimerization activity; DNA binding; structural constituent of chromatin
Source: RefSeq, a predicted model, not a curated record